CACUUCUCCUCUGCCUAUUGAAGUUAGUUGCUGUGUGAUUGUGAGAGUCAACGGGGAUCUCAGAAUUCGGAGCGAACCAAAACAAGUCUUUGAAGUCCGACACCGAGUUUUGUUUCUAGAUUCUGACAGUUGUCAAUACACAAGUUAGAAAGUGAGUCUAGCCGAAUUUAAACAGUGUGAAACAGCCAAGACACAUCAUCAACUUAUGAUAAGCCAUUUGUGCAUUCAUAUCAUCCUUGACAACCACAUGAACUGAAUCCAACGGUUGAACCCUGGCAAAAAACCAUCGAGCCCUGAAAAAGAAACGACUGCAUUGUGGUUGAUUGUGAAUUCAUGAAAUAGUUUAUGCUCUUUGACUCCGAAAGGAAGACAACGACACUUCAUCGAAAUGACUGGAACAAGUGUGUUGAAACAAUCUAAAACCAUCAUCCUGGCCACACCGAUGAAACUCGUUUAAGAGUCGUCGUGAUUUGAAGCCGAACAUUACACGCCAGUUUUGUGAGGAGUCUCUUUUUCGUGCCUUCAUUGACUCCCCCUCCUCAAUAGAUUACAUAAAACUCGCGCAAGACAGGAAUAGACAAAAAGAGAUCUCGUUUUUCACAAGGGAAAGUUUUGGUGAAAGUAGUUUUUUCACAAUUUUACCUGUGGCACUAGGGCUCAUUCAGCGUCCAUUGUACACCACAUACUGUAUGUAUGCGCUCCCCACGUCCACCACCGCAUGAAACAUACGUGCAUAAGUCCCUACCACUCCGGUCUGCGUGUUCCUCUUUCUCACAUGCCUAGGUACAUGGAUAAAAAACGCAACUAAGGACUGGUUUUCCAUGGCGAGCAUUGCCGCUUCCAUUACCGCUUCCACUGGUGCCCAUCUCCACGAUCAAGCCGCUACAAUGAAAGCAAGUUUCAGGUUCUGAGCGACCAAGCAGAGACACAACACAGAUUUUCAAGGGAUCCAUCCGACCACCCCGGCCAGUUGUGGGUGUGUACAAGAGGAGCGAGCUCGUGGCGACCUGACCUGACUACGUACUUGCUGGUCGGUCUUUGGAUAGUUUCUAAACUUUGGAGCAUCACUUUCAUUUCGAUCGCAGAGAAGAGCCUGGCGUUCGUUUUGCGCUCCAAUCCUUGGUGUCUUACAGAAGUGUAGAUAAAACGGUCGAGUCCGCGUUUGUCACCUUUGUGAGUGCGUGUGCUUGAGAGGGGAAACCAUUCUCAUUCUUCGGCUUGGUAACCUGAAUUUUUUCCCGAACUUGCACCAGACUUUCAAGUGAGUAAGGACCGAGCAAGUGAGUGAGUGAGUGACUGACUGAGUGAGCGAGAGAAGAGGAAGAAGAAAACCAGGCUAAACCGUCCCAAGUCCCAAGCCGGUUAGAUCAUUAUUCUCGUCGUCAUCAUCAACAACCAAACUACGCCAAGCGCCCGAUACAGGCCGUCAUUAUUAUUAUCUGCGUCUUCUUCGUCACCACAAUCACGUCUGUGAAGCUGGGAAAAAGAACUGCCGGGUUUCUAUUUUGCCUGAGCUUCUUCCUCACGCUCCUCACGAGCAUAAUCCGCUGGCACAUUAGCCACCAUCUGACAAUGUCUAGCCUUUGGUGAAGAAUUCACUUGGUGUUUGGUGUCCUGGGUGUAAAGAGUCCGAUUGGAAAAAAAUCUCUCUUUACUAUUGUAUAGUCGUUCUGCCUAUUUAUCUGUCUCUCUUUUUUCUGUCCUUUUCUGCCUGUUCCCUAGCGGCCUUUCUGCGGCCUUCUCUUCUUUUCCACUUCCACUUCUCUCCGCCCUCCCUUCGUCUGGUCGUUUUUCAUUCUUCAUUUCCCUCUUCUGUUUCAUGGAACACAUUGGAGCGAGAAAAGCCUAGUCAGGAGUCUUUGCAUCCGAUUUUGUGUCCACAUUCCUCUCUUUCAUUACCAUUAAGAAAGCUGAAGUUCCACCAGAGAACCACCAGUGUCGAGUUAUUACUAGUCAAACAGAAGAAACACGUCUAGUCAAGACCAUCAACCACUCAUUUGUGCCAUUAGUUUUUGAACCGUCACUACCUACUACACUAACGACAACCCCCCAAAUGAACGUUUGGAUGAGUGUAAGAAUUACUCAAGAGAGAAAACAGCAGUGUUCAACCAAGCCCAAGCAGUUUUGAAGUGUCAAACAACAGCAACAAAAACGGCAACAGUAACAAAGAUCCUGUGAUCUUGACAUCUUCAGCGCUUAUCCUCAACCAUGAUACCAGAGGGUCAUAUGACUUUGGACUCUAUUCUGGAGGGGAUCCUGGACGAUGAGCAUGUGUCCUCGGAUAAUAACAUCUCUAGCUCUCCUUCACCGGGAUCAGAUAAUUCGGGUCUUGGAUCUCCCGGUAGGAGUGGGUCUCGAACCAACAACUUCCCUGCUUCAACGACUCUCAUCCUUCGAUCUUCACCGGAGCGACUGGAUCAGUCGCCCAGCUCAUCUAGUCUUUCACCUCCAAGUACUGCUGACAUCACUCUGGAUCCAAUCUCAAAUAUCCCAUGCAUCUCAAUCAAAAGUGAAUUACCAGACUCGUGCACCAUGGACAUCAUGAUGGACUAUUCGGAGAGUCAAAGUUCACCCUUGUCAUCGGAUCAAAAUUCCCCCAAGGAGAUCAAACUCUUUGAGGGUGACAACAAUCUCGCUCUUCAGACUCAUUUGCGCCAAUUCUCGUCGCUGGAUGGCAGCACAACGGGGUCUACCCUGGUCCGCCCAAGUUCUCCGGAGAGUCCGGAUCAACAUCAUUGCUCUUCCACCACACAACCAAUCAUGGAUCGACACCAUCUUCUGUCAGCGGAUUCUAUAAAGGACGAAGACGGCCCCAAGAGGAUCUGCUUGGUAUGUGGGGAUGUAGCCUCUGGAUUUCAUUAUGGGGUCUCAUCUUGCGAGGCUUGCAAGGCCUUUUUUAAGCGCACCAUUCAAGGCAAUAUUGAAUACACAUGUCCAGCAUCCAGUGAUUGUGAGAUCAACAAGAGGCGGAGAAAGGCGUGCCAAGCUUGUCGCUUUCAGAAAUGUCUUCGCAUGGGCAUGUUGAAGGAAGGUGUUCGAUUAGACCGAGUCCGUGGAGGCCGACAAAAGUAUCGACGAAUGAUCGAAAGCCCCUACGGAGGUCUUCAUCCAGCCAGGAAACUCUCGUUAGAAGAAAACAAGCUUUUAAUUGCCUUAACCCGGUGCGAGCCCGAGCCUCUGUUAGCCUUGCCAGACCCCAAUUUGCCUGAUGAUCAGUACAAAACCCUCACCACUCUGUCGGAAUUCUACGACAGGGAAUUGGUGGGAACCAUCGGUUGGGCCAAACAAAUUCCGGGCUUUGGCGAUCUGAGUUUAUAUGAUCAGAUGCGACUACUCCAUUUCAGUUGGUCGGAAAUCCUCACGCUCACUUUGGUGUUUCGCUCUCUGCCACGGACGGGUCGACUUAAUUUUGCGGCAGAUUUCGCACUCACGGAAGCCCAAGCCAAUAACUGCGGCCUUCAAGACUUCUUCCACCAUUGCUCGCGAACGAUCGAACGGCUGGAACGCCUUGGAAUGAGGAAAGAAGAGUUCCUGAUCUUGAAGGCCAUCGUCAUUUGCAAUUGUGACGUUCGCGUGGAGGAACAAAGCGCACUUUGGAGACUCCGAGACAAUCUUUUAUCGGCCGCCUUGGCCGUACAGCAGUGGAGACUCCGAGACAAUCUUUUAUCGGCACUUUACGACUGCGUCGCUGUGAUAAGAUCUGGCAACCCAGCCAUCCACGUUCAGAACAUCCUUUUGCUAUUGCCGUCAAUCCGCCAAGCCGACGGAUUAGUCCGCCAAUUCUGGGGAAAAGUACAAGCAUCGGGGAAGCUCCAACUCAAUAAGCUUCUGGUGGAAAUGUUGGAGGCUCAAAGUAGCAAGUAGAAUAUGAUUUCUAGAGAGUCAACCAACUAUCCCAUCUACCCAACCUAUCUACCAACACAUCAACCGGACUGAAAAGUAGUAAAACCCUCUACUGGAGGAGUGGCAGCAGCCGUAAUAGUAAUAACAAUAAUCAUGAGAAUAACAAUGUUAAUAAUAAUAGUAACACCACCACCAACAACAACAACAAUGAUCAUCAUCAUCACCCCCAUGAUCCUCAACACCACAAGAAGACAGCUACGACGAUAUUCAAGCAUCAUUCAUUCUGAGUUGAGCAAGUUGUAGCAACAGAAAUCCGGGGUUCCAUCGCUUGGCUCAAGACUAGAGCCCUGAACUCUGAACUCGAUCCCUCCCAAGUGUUCAAAUUCAACCAUUCUUUAGUUAUCUUAGUCAGGUGUCAAUGUAUAAUGUAUAUGGAUAUUAAUUAUUGCUUCGCUCUGUGUUUCCAUGACUCGAAAGGAUGAAACUCCGGAACGUGUUUGGAUUUGAAUAUUGAAUGAAGUCAAUAACCGAAGGCACAGUCGUCAAAGAAACCAUACAACAAUAUUUUGAAUAUGAUUCCCCAGUUUCCUGUUUGAAUAUAAUUUUUAAAACACAAAAAACGAAGAUGCAAAAAAGACACUUUCUCGCCCCCCACCCCACUCCCCAAAAGUAUAAACUCACUCAUCCCUCUAUAAAGUGACCCUUCAAGUGAACGUGGGUUUCUUUACUAUUCGAUAGAUAGAUAGAUACUCCACGAUGAGUACAGAGCUUAAUAUGAAUAUGUGACAUCAAUUUGUGGGCACUUUCCACAGGAGAUGCCUCGUCAAACUCAAGGAGUUUUGCUUGCCGGGAAAGGAGCCCCCAUGGAAUUAUUAUGAUCAUUAUACUCUUUCUGAAAGAGAAACCCGUCCCCCUUUCCCACAAAUCACACAUCUUCCCCCCCACUCGUUCUAUUCGUUGUAAUCUCCUCAACAGACACACAAUUAUCUCCCAAUCAGACUUGUACAUCUUCCCUGCAAUCCAUCUAAUUGUUAGGAGGCUUUGGCGGAAAACAAUUUGUAUUUGGAAGGAUUCUCGGAAACAAAUUGAAAGUUUAGUGCGCGAGUUUCAAUCAAUUGUAUAACUUCGGUAUGAUGAUCAGUCAUGCAUCAUCACCGGUGACAACAAUAAAGAAUAUCUAUUGAAAGAGCA
This is a messenger RNA of Tigriopus californicus, 5034 nucleotides long. Its product is annotated as steroid hormone receptor ERR1-like. Gene Ontology annotation, biological process: regulation of DNA-templated transcription. Gene Ontology annotation, cellular component: nucleus. The coding region runs from base 2209 to 3864 and encodes 551 amino acids. NCBI's taxonomy places the organism in Eukaryota, Metazoa, Arthropoda, Copepoda, Harpacticoida, Harpacticidae. The record is from RefSeq and is a predicted model, not a curated record. The transcript has 8 exons. Gene Ontology annotation, molecular function: DNA-binding transcription factor activity; steroid binding; zinc ion binding.